AUGCCCUCCCUCACCGCAUCCUCGAAGUUCAUCGCUCCCAAUUCUUCACCCGUCAAACGACCCGCCGAGCAAGCAGACGAAGCGCCAAUGGCAAAGAAAAGUCGCACACACGCUUACCAGGCCAACCCGCUUGGGCUCAAGCCGCUGGGGAACCUGCUGUGGGCGCCUGAGCAUGGCAGGACCCGCGCAGAAGGACUUGGGAGACUAGGGGUGCUGCCGGACGAGCUGUUGCUCGGCUCGGUGUUCAGCUUACUGGAAGGGGAGGAUUUCGUGCGGAUGGCGGGAACGUCGAAAGCCUUCUUCGCAUGGAGCUGUGUCGAGGGAAUGUGGAAGGGGCUGUAUAUCCAGAGGACGCAAGGACUGCUCUUGCGGUGGUGGGGUUCCUGGCGGGCUUCCUACAUCAACUCGUUCAUCCGCCCUUCCACCGAAUCCUCCCCCGCCCCGACUUUCGAGCAUCCCCUCCCUUCGUCGACCAUCUCGACACCGACGCUCCACUCGGACGUCCUCUUCCAGCCCGCUCUGUGCGCCGCCUUCGACGCCUGCUCCAUCUUCCGUUCCCCUUCUUUUGUCUCUUCCAUCCCUCGCAUGUCCGGCAAAGGCCUCUCGCCCGCCUCUCUGCCCGCCGAACCCGUCAUCCUCACCGACCUCAUGAGCUCAUGGGCCGCCAUGUCUCCCUCCCCUUCUCGUCGCUGGACGCUCGACCACCUCGCUCGGCGUUUCCCGACGCAGCGAUUCCGCGCCGAAGCGACCCUCACGACUCUGCCCAACUACACACUCUACCACGACAAUUGUCCUCAGGAUGAAAGUCCACUUUACCUGUUCGAAUCGGAGUUUGUGCGGAAGACGGAAGGGUUGGGCGGACCGAGUUUGGGAGAAGACUACGAGGUGCCUCAGUGCUUCUCGGAGGACUUAUUCAGCGUGAUGGGCGACGAGAGGCCCGACUACCGCUGGUUGAUCGUCGGACCUGCCCGCUCCGGCUCAACCUGGCACGUCGAUCCGAACCACACCAGCGCCUGGAACGCGGUCACAGUCGGCGAGAAAGCCUGGGUCAUGUUCCCGCCGGACGUGACGCCGCCGGGUGUGUAUGCGAGCGAGGACGGUGCGCAUGUCGAGGCGCCGCUGAGUUUGGCAGAAUGGUUCAUCUCGUACUACGCUGCUGCCAAGGCAACCUUCGGACCGAAGGCGAAGGACCCUAGUAAGCGAGGGAAGAUGCGCGAGGGGAUCUGCCGCGAAGGCGAGAUUCUGUAUGUCCCGAGCGGAUGGUGGCACAUCGUGGUCAACCUCACUCCCGCCAUCGCUGUCACCCAAAACUACGUCUCGCACCGCGAACUCCCCGCCGUCCUGCGCUUCAUGCGUGACCGGCCCUCGCAAGUCUCGGGCUUCAAGCUGCGCGACACAACUUCCUCCUCCAACGCCUCAGAACUGCAGGAAGGCGGACUGGACGAGGACGACUGCGACGAGACGGGCGGAGGAAAGGUGUUCGGUCGGUUCGUCGAGGCGAUGCGAGGAGCUGGGCGUGCGGAGAUGGUCGACAAGGCGCUCGAGGAGAUUGGCGGGAUGGAGCGGCGGGUCAAAGAUGCGGAGGGGAAGAAGAAGGGAGGCUUGUGGACCUCCUUGAAGCAGGAGGAAGGGGAGAAGGCGGAGGAGGGGAAGAGCGAGGGCGGCGGCUUCUCGUUUGGAUUCGGUCUUGGCGACGGUGAGCUCGACGACGAGCUGGACUUGUAG
Rhodotorula toruloides NP11 is the source of this 1725-nucleotide messenger RNA. Its product is annotated as transcription factor jumonji/aspartyl beta-hydroxylase domain containing protein. The record is from RefSeq and is a predicted model, not a curated record. The transcript is spliced from 5 exons. The coding region runs from base 1 to 1725 and encodes 574 amino acids. Gene Ontology annotation, cellular component: nucleus. Gene Ontology annotation, molecular function: protein binding; cis-regulatory region sequence-specific DNA binding. Lineage: Eukaryota; Fungi; Basidiomycota; Microbotryomycetes; Sporidiobolales; Sporidiobolaceae.